Messenger RNA from Botrytis byssoidea, 1941 nucleotides. RefSeq lists its product as uncharacterized. NCBI's taxonomy places the organism in Eukaryota, Fungi, Ascomycota, Leotiomycetes, Helotiales, Sclerotiniaceae. The record is from RefSeq and is a predicted model, not a curated record. The coding region runs from base 1 to 1941 and encodes 646 amino acids. The transcript has a single exon.
AUGAACUAUCAUUCAAACCCCCAAAAAGCUGGUCCGUCCAAACCCACACUUCCAAUCACAUACGAUGCGAACAUGAAUCCUCGUAAUGUGUUCUUGCUUGAUGGUGAGCAUCUCCAGCACACUAUUCAGAACCUAUCUCCUGCUUAUGUUGACUCAAGACCCAUCAAAUUAACCACUACUUCUUUAGGUAAAACACCAGCUUCUGUUCAGGAACGAUUAGCCGCGGUUUUAGAGGACAAUCGCCGACGCAAAGAAGCGAAAGAAUCAAAAGAAGCAGAGUACGCAUACCAGUUCCACCAGAGCAGUGCAUCACACACAAAUCUACCUGGUCAUUGGAUUCCAAAUCAAGACAACUUGGCUCAACCUUUUGCUCAGCAUCAAGAGACUGAGUCUAACUAUUUCAACAUUGACCAAAACUUGCAACCGGAGGGAAAUCAUCUCGAAAAUUCUCAUCGGAGCCUCGUGAUGGGGCGGAGUGUGAACGAUUAUUCACAUUUUUUAUCCAAUGUCAACUUUGUGCAGCGAGGUGGGGAUGACAUGGCUGGACAACAUGUUCUUACUGAAAAGACCUACAAAAACAUAGCAUAUAACCAGUCUGUACAGCUAGAAGAUCCAAAUGUCAGCCCUAUUUUUGGACAAGCGACAGGACGUAGAUCAGUAUCACAUCGAGAUACGGACCUAGAUACUCAUGGGCCCCAAACUCUCACAGGAAAAGUUGAGAUUCCUACAACUCCCCCUACCAACCUGAUUAGUCCGAGUGUUCCAAAUUAUUCCCAGGCUCAAUAUCCUUCUUUUGAAAGGAAAAGAAGACCUCGUAACGGAGGACAUAUAUGGAGAAACUAUAAUCAUUUUUCCGGAUCCCGACAGCAACGAGCAUGCCACCAAUCUUUCUAUCAGCAAAGUGCAAGGCCCCAAUACGUGGAGAAUGGUAGACGUACCAAUGUAUAUGAUCCGGUAGCUCUAAACGACGAAGAAGCUUGGGCAAAACGAAGAUACGAAACUGGACAAAUCUCUCCUCUGCCCAAUUACUUCACUCACUCUACAACAUUCAGCGAGUCUCAUUCUGGUAGCGUUACUCCCACCCGCACCCCUCUCCAGGGCACAAAUCAUGAUAUUCAAACCACAACUUUUCCACCAGCAACCCAUUAUCCCUCCGAUGCGACACAUCAGUUCGACAACCGAACCCAAAUUUAUGACCCCCACACCAUAACCUCGAUGAAUUCCGAACUCGACCUCCCCCCCUUCGUCGAUCCCUAUGCCUCUCAAUUCAGUGUUGCCCCCUCCCGCAAACUCCAACGACGAAACAAUUCAUUCGUCCCCUCAGAAGAAGACUCUCAGACUUCAUCUGGAAACUACAAAGGUAAUCCGCGGGCCGGCAUCCGCGGACUCUCCGAUCAUCUCAAUUGCGCCCUCUGGCUCACCAAUCUCGCCGCCGACAUCCAAGCCCACGAAGUCUUCGACGAAAUCCAUACCGGUGCCGUCACCGCCUUCGAAAUCACUCGUCCGCAGGGAGAAUAUGUUAUGUCUGCCGCAAAACUCGUCUUCAAGUAUCCUGAAGCAGCUGCGCGGUUCAAAGACCAAUGCGAAAGUGAAGAGGGAAUUGUUCUUCGCGGACGCAGAGUCAACGCACGUUACAACACAUUCGGAUAUUGUCAAUAUAAGAGCGAAGAUAAAACUCGUAUGAUAUCAAUCGAGGGUCCGAGUCGUUAUGUGGUAUAUGAUCAUUUCAAGGUGUUUUUCGAAACUUUUUGUGAUCAUGAGUUGUCGGGCUGGGAAUACGUUGAGGCGGCUGUGAAAGGAAACCGAAAGAUGCUUAUUGGAUUUGCGAGAAUCAAUGGUCAGGCGACGCAGUGUUUGGAGGCGUUGCAGAUGCACCCUGUUUAUGGAGAACAUUUGAUUGUGCAGUAUGCCCCGGACCCUUGUGCGAAGGAUUUUCCGUAA